Molecule: messenger RNA, 518 nt
Organism: Pteropus alecto (black flying fox)
Lineage: Eukaryota; Metazoa; Chordata; Mammalia; Chiroptera; Pteropodidae
Gene: ZG16
Product: zymogen granule protein 16
Exons: 4
Coding region: 15-518 (167 amino acids)
Source: RefSeq, a predicted model, not a curated record
CUGCCAGCCUCAAAAUGUUGACCAUUGCUCUUCUUGCCCUUCUUUGUGCAUCAGCCUCUGUCAAUGCCAUUCAGGCUAGGUCCUCCUCCUACAAUGGAGAGUAUGGAGGUAGCGGAGGAAAGCGAUUCUCUCAUUCUGGCAACCAGCUGGAUGGCCCCAUCACUGCCAUCCGUGUCCGAGUCAACAGAUACUACAUUGUAGGUCUCCAGGUGCGCUAUGGCAAGGUAUGGAGUGACUAUGUGGGCGGCACCUGGGGCGACCUGGAGGAGAUCUUUCUGCACCCUGGGGAAUCAGUGAUCCAGGUGUCUGGAAAGUACAAGUACUAUGUGAGGAAGCUGGUCUUCGUGACUGACAAGGGCCGCUACCUGCCUUUUGGGAAAGACACAGGCAUGAGUUUCAAUGCUGUUCCUUUGUACCCCAACACUGUGCUACGAUUCAUCAGCGGCCGAGCUGGCUUCUUCAUCAAUGCCAUCAGCCUGCACUGGGAUGUCUACCCCAGUGACUGCAGCAGCUGCUGA